Messenger RNA from Rotaria socialis, 246 nucleotides. The record is from the annotation of a GenBank genome assembly. Lineage: Eukaryota; Metazoa; Rotifera; Eurotatoria; Philodinida; Philodinidae.
AUGCGUGGACUUGAGGAGCUUGCAUUAGCUGGUGCUGUUGGUCUUGGUGCAUAUGAAUUAUAUCAUCAUCAUCAAUAUGGCAAUUUUGGCUUUGGAAAUCCUUACAACAACAAUAACAACAACAGUUUUGGAUAUGGCGAUCCAUAUGGAUACGGUUCUCAAUACGGAGGACCCCAAUAUGGAUAUGGUCAAACAGGAUACGGACAACCACAACAUCAUCAUCAUCAUCAUCAUCACAUGUUUUAA